AAGCCUCAGUCGCGGUUCGCGUCUCUCCAGUUAGUGAGCGACUUGUUUCCGGCUCGCAUCGAUCCGGGUCCGCCUCUUUGGUGGCUCCACAGCCUCGGAGGCCAGCCCGUUUACUUUGCGGACGGGACAGAAAGCAGCGACUGCUACUAAAGGUUUGGCUUUACCAUCUACUACUGUCACCACUACUGCUUGCUCAAGCACCAUGCUGUUUACCUCAGUAUCAAAUGCUCUUACAUCCACAGCGGCCUCGGAGCUCUCAUCUACAACUUCAACAACUACCACCACGACUGUUACCACCAAUACUACUACCACAAUUACUAGUGGCUUUAACUUGAAUCUAAGACCACUGACAUCACCUGGGAUUAAUACCACUGAUCCAGUCAGUGUUUCUUCUGUACCUCUUACUUCAACUGUUAAUUCAAUAAUAACACCAGUGAUGACAUAUGGUCAGCUGGAUGGUCUGAUAAACAAGUGGAGCCUUGAGCUAGAAGAUCAAGAAAAGUACUUUCUUCGUCAGGCCACCCGGGUCAAUGCUUGGGACCGCACACUGAUGGAGAAUAGUAAGGAGAUUUCUAUUUUACAUGGAGAAGUGGAAAAAGUGAAACUGGAUCAGAAAAGGUUGGAACAAGAAUUAGAUUUUAUCCUGUCACAACAGAGAGAACUAGAAGAUCUUUUGACUCCUUUAGAGAAGACUGUGAAGGAUCAAAGUGAGGCUGAUUAUCUACAGCAUGAAGAUAAGGAGUAUGAGAGGAUUUACAAAUUAGCAGAAACUAUAGAUGCUCAGCUGAAACAAAUGUCUCAAGAUCUCACGGACAUUACUGGUCACCUGAAUACAUUUGGAAGUCCUGCUGCCACUACUGAUCAGCUCCAGCAGAUCUGCAAAAUUCUGAAUGCUCAUCUAGACUCUCUGCAGUGGAUUAACCAGAAUUCAGGCAUGAUGCAAAAAAAGGUGGAAGAGAUAACAAAGAUUUUUGAGGAUUUUCAACGCAAGGAGGAGGAACGCAAUGUGAAGAUUUCCUUUGACUAAAGACCAUAUCUUUAGCAUACUGAUUUUGGAUUGUUUGUUUCCUAUAAAUUCUGAUGAUGUUGAAGUGUUUACAGUUACUACUUAAUCUUCAAUUGCAAUAAAAUGUGCAUGCUUUUUUAUCUGAAUACUAUGAUAUUGAGAAUUAUACUGUAGUUUUCUUCUCAGCAUUAAAUAAAACUUAUUCCCCUAGUACAGGCAGCAACCUAUUAGAUAUUGAUUCGGUAUGUGUAAUGCAUACCUUGUUCUCCUAGAUUCCACAUCCUUUCACUAAUACACAUCUUCCUUCUCACUCCAACUAAAAUAUGGAGAGAUGUCUGCCAAAAAGUACAUGCCAACCAAUCUUUACUGUGUGCUUUUUAGAUUCAGCAUAAAGUGCUAGAUACUGUGAAGCUUCUCUCUUUAAUAGAACUUACUAUCUAGUUUGAGAUAGAAUUAGUUUCUAUGUAAAAAUGAAUAUAGACAAUACAAGGAAGUAUGUUAUGAAUUACAGAAUGUAUAUUAUUGAAAUUCAGAGAAGGACCAGGUGUAUGGUGGUUUAUACCUAUAAUCCCAGUGACUCAGGAGGCUGAGACAAGAGGUUCGUAAGUGGCAUUGGCAACUUAGCAAGACCAUGUCUCAAGAUAAAAAUAAAAAGGGCUGGGAGGAUAGCUCAGUGGU
Molecule: messenger RNA, 1684 nt
Organism: Sciurus carolinensis (gray squirrel)
Lineage: Eukaryota; Metazoa; Chordata; Mammalia; Rodentia; Sciuridae
Gene: Nup62cl
Product: nucleoporin 62 C-terminal like
Exons: 9
Coding region: 203-1027 (274 amino acids)
Biological process (GO): RNA export from nucleus; protein import into nucleus
Cellular component (GO): nuclear pore central transport channel; nuclear pore
Molecular function (GO): structural constituent of nuclear pore; phospholipid binding
Source: RefSeq, a predicted model, not a curated record